AGUGCUGCCGAGGGAUCUUCAAAUGCUCGCUCGUGCUAGCACGGCCCGGUGCGUGUAUGCCUUGUCGGGAGGCGGUCGGAGCCGCCCUACCGCCUGGCCUACUUUUUGGCGGUGGAAAACCCCCACCGUUCGGGCAUGUGAAAUCAGAAAGCAUCUCACAACGACUCCAUGUCGCGACCCUCCUCUCUUUAUAACAACCCCUAUUUUUUACGCAAAUGCCGAGCCUCACAUCGGUCAUUUAUACUCUACUGUCCUCGCUGACACCCUGCAGCGAUGGUACAGCUUGAAGGGCCAUACAACGGUCUUCAGCACCGGAACGGAUGAACACGGACAAAAGUAAGAUACAAGAGGCGGCAGAGAGACAUAAAAUGGAAGCAGGACCGUUUUGUAAUAUGGUAUCGGAGAAGUUCAAGGUGCUCUUCAAUAGCGCCAACAUUGCAUACACUGACUACAUUCGAACAACGGAACCGCGACAUCAAAAGGCAGUUCAUUUUCUUUGGAAACUGUUGCUGGACCGUGGAUAUAUCUAUAAGGGAUAUCAUGAAGGAUGGUAUGCGGUGUCCGAUGAAACAUUCUAUCCUGCUUCGCAGGUUGAAGAAGUGGUCGGCACGGAUGGUAAAAUGCAAACGAUAUCAAAAGAGUCCGGACAGCCGGUGAUAUGGAUGAAGGAGGAGAAUUAUAAAUUUCGUCUCAGCAUGCUCCGAGAACCGCUAAUUGCGUGGCUGCAGGCAAAUCCUGAUGCUAUUAUUCCAAAGACAAAAUACAACGAAAUAAUUACCGCGCUAACGACAAGAGCUGACGAGCAACUUGCCGAUCUGUCAGUGUCCCGGCUAAGGAGCCGGGUGCAAUGGGGAAUAACGGUGCCCGGCGACGAUGAGCACGUCAUAUACGUGUGGUUAGAUGCCUUAGCCAACUACCUAACCGUCCUCGGUUAUCCCUGGACUCAUCCGGAAACCAGUGGUCUGCAAAAUGCAUGGCCGGCACAGUGUCAUGUUGUAGGGAAGGAUAUCCUCAAGUUUCACGCAAUUUACUGGCCAGCAUUUUUAAUCGCAGCUGGGCUGGCUCCUCCUCGGAGAAUCGUGGCACACGCUCAUUGGCUCAUGGGCAACCAGAAGAUGUCAAAAAGUAGGGGAAAUGUGGUGGAUCCUACCAAGUUGCUCUCAAUGUAUGGGGUUGAUCCGGUUCGAUACUUUCUGAUGCGAGACGGCGGGAUUACAAACGAUGCAGAGUUUGCUGAUAGUAUGAUUCACAUGCGAUAUAAGAAGGAUCUUGCUGGACAGCUUGGUAAUCUCGCAAUGCGAUGCUCUGCGCCAAGAAUAAAUCCAGAGAUGACGAUCCCAAGUGAGCCAGGGGUGAUCACGAAUGCGGAGGAGGUAUUGGAUGGGAAGCUGAGGGCACUACCAGCCGUUGUGCAGGCUCGAUUUGAGAAUGUCGAAUUUGGGAGAGGAUUGGAAAGCAUUUUUGAAUGCGUUUCGGAGGCGAACAAGUAUUGGGAUGCAUGUAAGCCAUGGAUCCUUGUCAAGUCGUCAGAACCUGAUGCUCGGGCCCGGCUCCAAACCAUUCUAUAUUAUGCCUUUGAGACUGUACGGAUGGCGGGACUAUUACUUCAACCUGUUUUACCACAGAAGAUGGACCAGAUGUUAGACGACAUCGCUGUUGAGAAAGACCAGCGGAUGUGGCAAAAUGCCGUAUUAGGACAUCGCUGGAGGGAUGGUGGCGAUCGCCUUAGAGGACACGCUCCUUUGCCGGAGAAGAGAAAACCAUUAUUCCCGAAGUUAAAUUAAUGUAACAUUGCUACGCACAACUCUGGAUAUGCUCUUUUAGAGCCUGCUAGCCGAGCAAUAAUCGGAAUUGUGGACUAAUUAUACGUUCUUCCCACAUCACAAUUAUCAUCGAAAUUUGAACAAUGUUUCCA
Spizellomyces punctatus DAOM BR117 is the source of this 1915-nucleotide messenger RNA. RefSeq names its product methionine-tRNA ligase, variant. The coding region runs from base 321 to 1784 and encodes 487 amino acids. The record is from RefSeq and is a predicted model, not a curated record. The transcript is spliced from 10 exons. Gene Ontology annotation, biological process: methionyl-tRNA aminoacylation. Gene Ontology annotation, molecular function: ATP binding; methionine-tRNA ligase activity. Lineage: Eukaryota; Fungi; Chytridiomycota; Chytridiomycetes; Spizellomycetales; Spizellomycetaceae.